Messenger RNA from Manduca sexta (tobacco hornworm), 5372 nucleotides. RefSeq names its product nephrin. The record is from RefSeq and is a predicted model, not a curated record. Lineage: Eukaryota; Metazoa; Arthropoda; Insecta; Lepidoptera; Sphingidae. Gene Ontology annotation, molecular function: protein binding. The transcript has 22 exons. Bases 329 to 3208 code for a protein of 959 amino acids.
GUGGCGUGCGGUUGUUAUUAUAUAUGCGGUUGCGGGCUAAUCGAUGACCAACAUUACGUACGUAGUCGUGAUAUGAAACAGACGCACAAAUCGUUUUUACGGAUUUCAGUGUGUUUAAAACAUAUGUACAGUGAAUAAUGGUUUUUUAUGGUGCGAUUACGAUGUUUUUAGUGUGACGGGAUAAUGUGAUUUAAGAUUUAUAGUUUUUGUGUUUGGUUUGUGUAUUGAAAUCAGGAUUCUUGGAAAACGCGUACAUCAUUUGAAACAGAACACCUAGUGCUAGUGAUGUGUGUGCAGUUCAGAUCUCAGUCGAGAUAGUGUUGUGACAAUGAUGCGUGCUCACGUCGUGGCGAGCGUUUUGCUCAGCCUUCUACUGCAAUACUGCGUGGAGAGUCAGCAGGAGAAUCUUAUUGAAGAGUCAGCGGCCAUAGAGUCCCUGCACGCUCCUACGGGAGGGGGCGUGGAGCUACCCUGCGAUGUCACCCCAGCGCUACCUGACGACAAGAUGGGGCUCGUCAUCUGGUACAAACAGGGGCACAGGACGCCCAUAUACUCUUUGGACACUCGUGAAGGCGUCACUACGCAUUGGUCUGAUCCCACGACCCUCGGCGUGCGAGCGACGUUUCGAAGCGACAGCAGGCCGGCUGUACUGGUGCUCAGUAAGUUAAGGCCAGAAGACAGCGGGCAGUACAGAUGUCGCGUGGACUUCAUCAAGUCUCCAACCAAGAAUACUCGGCUUAACCUCACCGUGCUUAUACCACCGGAACGUCUAAUUGUCCUCAACCAAGAGGGGAACGAGAUACGAGGAGGAGUGCUUGGACCUUAUGACGAAGGGACAGAAGUGAAUUUAACCUGCGUUGCUGUUGGAGGUCGUCCAACAGCCCGCGUUUCCUGGUGGAAGUCCCAUGCCCUCCUAGCCAACUCUGAAGCAAGAGCUACUGUCUCCUUUAGACUGCAAAGAUCUGACUUCGGAACUGACGUCACUUGCCAAGCCGUCACGGAUCCGUUGAUUCCUCCCGUUUCAGAGAACAUAUCGAUUGACGUCAAUUUGCGACCUCUCUGGGUGCGUCUUCAAGGCGGCAAGAGACCGCUGGUAGCAGGCCAGAGCACCGAGCUGGUCUGUCAAGCUGUAGGAGCCAGGCCGAAGCCCAAUAUAUCCUGGUGGAAAGGCGGAACCAGAUUGAAGACUGUCAGGGAAACGACUUCAACCGAUGGUAACGUGACCAGCAGCAUCUUGACCUUCAUGCCAUCCAUAGAGGACGCCGGCAGGGUCCUCUCCUGCAGAGCCGUCCAACCUUCCCUGCCACACUCCACACACGAAGACGGAUGGAAAAUGGAAAUUCAGCAUUUGCCUGUCGUGAAACUGGAGCUUGGCGCUAAUCUGGACGCCAGUAAGGUGGUGGAAGGGUCUGACGUGUACCUCGACUGCAGGGUGCGAGCGAAUCCCUGGCAUAACCAUGUGUAUUUUACGCAUAAUGGCGCAGUGGUAAAGCCAGGUCCUGGGGUGCUGCUGGCUAACCAGAGCCUGGUGCUACAGAAGGUGUCCCGCAAGGCUGCAGGGUCCUACGUGUGCUCAGCGAGGAACAGCCUCGGAGAAGGAUCCAGCGACGCCCUGAUACUGGAUGUUAAAUUUGCUCCGACGUGUAAAUCGACGCAGCCGCUCGUGAUGCGCGCGGCGAGGGGGGAGCUAGUCGAGAUCGAGUGCGACCUGGACGCUAAUCCGAAGGACUCGAUGGCGUUCCACUGGUGGUUCAACAGCUCGGCGCACAGUAAACACGAACUUGCCACGUCUUCGAUGACCACAGCUCAAAACAUGCCAGGUACAUACCUCUACAUGGUGAAUACGUCGGCUGACUAUGGUUGGGUGCAGUGUUCCGGCAGUAACUUAGUCGGACGGCAGACAAAACCAUGUCUCUUCCACAUUUUACCCGCAGAUAAGCCAGCCACUCCGAAGGCUUGCGAGAUCACGAACGUCACCUACGACUCCCUGACACUCAACUGCACUCCGGGACACGACGGUGGUAUCCGACAGUCGUUCUUAUUACAGGUGUUCGACAUGACAACAGGGCUGCUACUCCGCAACAUUAGCAACGACGAGCCCGAGUUCGAAGUGUCAGGGUUGGCAGCGAGCACGCUCAGCGUCGCGGUGCGCGCCUACAACCGCAAGGGGUCGAGCGAGCCGCUCUCGCUCACCUCCAACCUGCUCAAGUACCCGCAGCGGCACACGGCCCAAGUGCCAGUGAAGGUGGAGCUGACCACGGUGCUGAUCAUCGUGCUGGCGGCUGUGGGCAUCAUUGCCACCAUGACUGCUGUCUCCGCCAUGGUGUUCUGUUGCCGAUACUGUAACAAGAAAGAGAGUAAAAACGAGAAAGAUAAGAGACAGCAAGACGAAACCUCUAAUAUACCAUUAACUGGAACCAAAGAAUCUGAAAGCGUCGAUAGUCUUGACAAAAACCCAGACAUAAUACCCCUAGACGGAAAAAUAAGCGACAGCUGUUCAAACAAGUCAUCCACAACCGACUAUAGUGCUAUACGACCAUUGAUCUCCAAAACACCAUCCGAAAAAUACGAUAUACCACCAAACUGCGACCGAUAUUACGACCACAACAUCGACACUUGCAACCAGUACAUCCAAGUGCGACCAGUGGAGUACCGACGGCCAACGUUCGCGCCAACGUUGGGCCCAAUGCCCAACCUUGGACCCAGCAUACAAAGCCUUGGACCAAUCAGUAGUCUGCAUAUGAAUGUUGGUGCCAAUGACUGUCAUAGAUACGAUAAGGUUUAUGAGGAUUGGUUGAAAUAUAAGAAUGCUUUGCCGUUGAAUACGAGUGGAUUGCUCCCAGCUGAACAAUUAAUGCCACCAGAACUCUACGCCACACCACCACCAACAAUUUACAGUAACCCGAACCGAAACCCACUUAACCUAGCCCAGAUGCCUGAGCUGGAGCCUAGGUACCACUUGGAGCCUAGGUCCCUCGCUAUGGACCCUAGGAGCUGUUCCAACUCGCCACCAGUGCGAUUCAAUGCGGACAACAGCGUGUACUACAGCAAAGGCGUGCUGGACAGAACGAAUAAUACGCUGCCACAUUUAAAAUCUAGGAUGAAUGUCAAUUCACCGAAUCAACUGAACGAUCAAAAGUGCAGUGCAAAAAAGCCAACAGACAGCAAUGCGGACCUUGCCAAGAUACCUACUAAGGAUUGUGAUUAAAUAUAAUAAAAUAGUUUAUGUGACUUCGUAAAGUGUAAAAACGUGUUGGACUUUUUGCCCGUCCGAAUAAGGUUUAAAUUGCGGUGUUUUAUGUUUAAUUUCAUUAUUUACGUUUCAUUUAUUAAUUAUUAUGUUACCAAUUAUUUGUACUUAAGGAAUCCUACACGCUCGGCGGUUUUGCGGCGUCGAAACGCUGCGUUUAACGGGAUUCCAAAUUUAAAUCACUGCCAAAUUUGUAUUUUAUUGUUUAAACGGAGGUUAGGAAAUUGUAAUAUACGUCAAUUUAAUAGAUGGAAAUUAAAAUAGUAUAAAGUUAACUCUGCAUCUUCCAUAAAGGUGUAUAAGACUGACAUUAUGUAGUUACACGAACGUAGAUAAUGAAAAUAUACUGUGUGCUUUACGAUUACUGCUUCGAACAUAAACUCUAUAUUAAUGUAUAUUGAGUUUAAAAUUGUACUACGCGGAACGAGGUUACCUUAAUAUGAUUACGUUUUCAAUAUCUUCUGAUGCAUAAUUUGUAUAUAACAUUUUAUUAACGCACACAAGUUGCACAAAGAUUAUAAAUCAUUAUAUUGUAAUGUUAACGGCCGUGUUCAAUAUUAUCCGUACCUAAAUUUUCAUUCAGAUUUCGAGAAUGAACCAAUCAAAGUAACUCGUUUGUAAACAUGUCAAAAAUACUUUAUUCUGAUUGGACCAUCUUGGAAUAGAUCGAAAAAAGCGAUUGUGAUUAUUUAUUGAAAAUAAUAUUUCGUUUAUAUUAUUUUUAAUUCAUUACUUGUAAUACAUGAGUUAGGGCCUAACGCACUCUGUAAUACUAAAAAUACAUUUAUGUCAAACAAGACAAUCAAUUAUUUAAAGUUGUAAUUAAAAAACUUUAUAUAAAACUUAUUGUUUUGUUUAACUACGAAAUUGAUAAAUUAUGAUCUGGGUGUCCUAUUCCGUGUACAGAGGCAAAUCCGUCUUCUUGUAAUUACGAGCGUUUUCUUCGAAGGACAGCUUCUAUAGCCAUAUAGGUAAGAGAGUCAAGAAAUCUGCUAUUUACCUAUACAGCUAUCAAAGCCGUCCUCCGAUUAGAACGCCCGUGAUUGCAAAAAGACGGAUAUACCCCUCUAGACGGAAUAGGACACCUGACCUGAUACGACGUUUUUUAAAACGCUUUUAAACCGCGGUGUCGGCGUUUUUUAAAACGCCACGUUUGUUUAGCAGAAGAUGUAAUCGUACAGCAGAAGCCUAAGGAUCCAAUUAUUAAUCCAAAAAGGAUAAUUUCUAAAUUGGAUCAAUGUAAAUAUAUGUAAAUAAUAAACUAAGCAUGUUAUACGAGAAGUUGCCAUAAUACUUAGAUUAAGAGCUGAUUUUCCAUUGAUAAAAGUUAUUCACAUAAACAUGAUCUAAUAAAAAAUGUACGUAUACAGUUCACAUUUACGGCUGAUUUUUGAAUGACGAAAAAAAUUAUUAAUAAAAUUAAUUGAAUUUAUAUUUGGACCUGUUUCACAAGUUCCAAUUUUUUUUUAUAGUAUUAAACAAUUAAUGUAGAUAGUUCGUUUUACUUUCAUUGUGAGCUUAGAUUAGUGUGACUUCUAUUUGGUCAGCUUAUACAGAGUCAUUUUGAGAUUGCGUUACUAAACGAAACCACAUACUUAACUACUAGGAAAUAACACUUCACGAUAAGUUACUUGAGCCGUAGAUUGAAAAUAAAAAAGUGUAAGUUACGAAAAUCAAUAUUAAUAAAAAAUAAUUUUAAUUUUACGCGCACUAAUGCCACCACUACUACUCUAAGAGAAUUCUUCGCAGCAACAUCAAACUUUCAGUCAAAAAUACACUCACACACCACAUUCGCAUUAAACUACACAAUGAUCAAAAACUCAGAAAACAAAAACGAGGAUUGGAUGAUUUUUGGCACAAUAUCAGCAAAGGUGAAGACGAGUAUGUGGUUUCAUUUAAUAACGCAAUGUGAAAAUGACCCUGUAUUUAUAACGAAUAUAAUUUACUGAGAACUUGUAUGACAGGGCCUAUAUAAUUUAUGUAUAACUAGCUUUUGCUCGCGGCUUCGCCCGCGUGAAGGUGUUUUCCAGGAUAAAAUUCCACUGUUUGAUAAAAGUCUUGCUACAUAUUUUCCCGGUACUUAUAGGUUCAAACUAAUUUUAUCCCCAAUCUAUAAUUUCAG